AUGUCUAUUCCGAGUAUUGAGCUAAAUGAUGGCAACAAGAUGCCCCAAGUGGGCUUUGGGCUUUGGAAGGUAAACAACGACACCUGUGCUGAUCAGGUGUACGAGGCCAUCAAAGCCGGAUACAGGCUGUUCGACGGUGCUUGCGAUUACGGCAAUGAAGUCGAGUCCGGCCAGGGUAUUGCCCGCGCUAUCAAUGAAGGCAUCGUCAAGCGAGAAGAUCUCUUCAUAACCUCAAAACUCUGGAAUUCCUUCCACGACCCCGAACAGGUCGAGCCUAUCGUCAAGAAGCAACUCGGCGACUGGGGCAUUGACUACUUCGAUCUUUACCUCAUUCACUUUCCCGUCGCUAUCAAGUACAUUGCUCCCGAAGUACGCUACCCGCCCGGCUGGUUUGUUGACGAUGCGGGCACCAAGAUCGAGCAUAGCAAGGCGAGCCUAGAGAGCACAUGGAAGGCCAUUGAGCAACUGAAAAAGAAGGGGUUGUCCAAGAGUGUGGGCAUUAGCAACUACACUGGCGCACUGCUACUCGAUCUUUUCACAUACGCAGAAAUCACACCCGCGGUGUUGCAGAUCGAGCACCAUCCGUACUUCACGCAAGAGAACCUUGUGAAGCUUGCAAAGGAGCGCGGAAUUGCCAUCACAGCUUACUCAUCGUUCGGGCCUUCGUCGUUCAUUGAGUGCGAUAUGAAGGUUGCGGCGGAUACCCAGCAGCUGCUCUCGCACGACCUGAUCACUGGCAUUGCGGAGAAGCACAGCAAGACUCCGGCGCAGGUCCUGUUGAGGUGGGCGACACAGCGCGGUCUGGCUGUAAUUCCAAAAAGCAACGACCCGAAGCGGCUAGCACAGAACUUGGAUGUUGUAGGCUUCGAUUUGGGCAACGACGAAAUCCAGAAGAUCUCGGAUCUGAACAUCAACCUUAAGUUCAACGUACCGACAAACGUAGGUUCCAUCCCUUUUGCUGUAUGGGUCGAGAACGCUGCUAAUUGA
This is a messenger RNA of Didymosphaeria variabile, 987 nucleotides long. It is a transcript of the gene xyl1, whose product is annotated as D-xylose reductase. Gene Ontology annotation, molecular function: aldose reductase (NADPH) activity. The transcript is spliced from 2 exons. The coding region runs from base 1 to 987 and encodes 328 amino acids. NCBI's taxonomy places the organism in Eukaryota, Fungi, Ascomycota, Dothideomycetes, Pleosporales, Didymosphaeriaceae. The record is from RefSeq and is a predicted model, not a curated record. Gene Ontology annotation, cellular component: cytosol.